Messenger RNA from Phycomyces blakesleeanus NRRL 1555(-), 2393 nucleotides. RefSeq lists its product as hypothetical. Gene Ontology annotation, molecular function: nucleic acid binding. The transcript is spliced from 9 exons. Bases 66 to 2276 code for a protein of 736 amino acids. Lineage: Eukaryota; Fungi; Mucoromycota; Mucoromycetes; Mucorales; Phycomycetaceae. The record is from RefSeq and is a predicted model, not a curated record.
GCACACACACACACACACACACAUUCAAAAGACACAUUCAUCAUCCUAGUUACAUUCGAUUUAACAUGCCAAAGAGCUCAAGACCAAGACGCCAAACCGCUGUUCAACAGAGAGGUAGAAGUAGAGCGUACAAUGCAGGAAACUCAUCUUCCAGGAUCUACGGCUCAGCCCAGAAUGGUCGAGGCGGAGGAGGAGUAAGAGGUAGACGUAGAGGUGGUAGAGAAGGUGGUGGUGGAGGAGGAGGAAGAAGCAAUAUCCGUGGAUUUCUCGACUCAGACGAAAACAAUAUGCAGACCGGACGAAGCAGAUAUCAAUCACGGAUUAUUGAAGAUGAUUCUGAUUUAGGGCAUACUGACGAAGACGAUGAUAUUGACAAAGACGAAUAUGGAUUUGAAGAUGACGAAGAGGAAUACAUGACUCAAAAGUAUGGUAACCAGCACAUGGUAUCAAGAGACUCUUACGAAAACAAGUCUAACUAUGCAAAUAGCGGUCAUGUGGAGGAUGUUUUCCGUAUCCCAGGUUAUGCCGAAUCGACUGCUCUUGAUCAAGACUCUGCCAAUAUUAGUCCUUUUCACUCAAAAUCUGUCCUUAGCUGCUUGGGGUUCGUUUCAGACCCCAGUAUUUUAGAGGCACAUCAUAAUCAAGACAACGUCGGAGAAGCUGUUUUAGAGGAAGAUAUGUCUCAAAGUAGUAUGCUUGAUUUCGUGUUUGACUCUGCGCCAUCAGCAAUCAAUGAUACUGGAUUAUCAUCAAUAUAUUUGGAUAACAUGAAUACAAACACAAACACAAACACGAAUACGAAUACGAAAAAGACUAUGGAUAUUAAUAUCAAUGAGGAUACGAAUAUGGAUCUGAAUAUUACAAACGACCGUGCUUUCUUCCGUGCUCCAACUAAAGACAGUACACAAACUCAGGCUAAACGGCAAGAUAAUAAACCACAAAACUCGAGCCAACAGACGACACCACAAAAGCAACGCAGAGAUAGGUACAGAAAAAGAGCCGAGUCGAGGAUCAUUCCUGGAGAUGAUAUAUACAUCAGCUCGUCAGAAGAACAACGUUCGACAAAAGGGAACAAUAAUAAGCGUAACAAACGAGGUGCAUCAGCUAAUACUGCUGCUGCACAAGGAAAAGAAAAGGCUGAAGAAGAAAGAUUGGAGGACUAUAUUUACAACUGUGAAGUAUUGUCUCCCCAAGAUCUUGAAGCAUUGCUGAAGUUUUCUAGCUCGCGUGAUCCUGCAGAAUACCAGAACCAUGCAGAAGAGGAAAUGGACGACCUUGACGCUGAAUUUGAAGCUAGAGAAAAAGAACCCGCUCAGCAUCUCUUCAACGGAUCUAAAGUAUCGCCCAAAGAUUUCGAGAGAAUACUGAGAUACGCUAAUUCGCUUACUCCUGCGCAGUACCAAAAAACCAAGGGUUAUUCAGGCGUAGAUAUAAUUGAUGUUGAUGCCAUAGAGCGUACAUAUAGCAAAGAAACAAUGGAAGAUUACUAUGAUUAUCCAUCUGAUGAAGAUGGAUCGGUUUACUAUGACGCGCAAGAUUGCAUUAACUUAACACUGAGCGACAAUGAAGUUGAUGAGCAAGGUACCUCACCCGACAACAACAACAGCUAUAAUAGCUAUCAUGGUGUUGCACCUAGCUGGCUAUCUCGGAAGAAAUCUCAACCAAGUCGUGUCCCAGUGACUAAAUUAUGGCAAAUCAAUAGAACUUUGAAAGGCUUUGCGCAGAAUGCAGAGGAUCCCGAGUUAAUAUUGCCACAAAACUUCUCGCCUUAUAUAAAGCAAUUUAGCCUUUUGGGGAACUUUUAUGAGAUUGCCUUGAGAACUACAGGUUCACCUUCCUCUGGAAACAUUGUGUUGGUAAGAACAAACAAAACAAAUGUGCCUUCUAGCCAAGAACACAUUGAACUCUUUAUCCGAAAAGUCUUGAAUGUCCUUCCAGAAGGAAAAGGCGAUGAGGGAUUGGUUUCAUCAAUGUCGCAAAAUAACAAAAUACAGACUCGCAAGCAAGAAAAUCGUGAGCGCCAAAAGUCAAAGGCUCCUGCUCCAAAACGACCCAAGAGAUCAAAUCGUCGAGGAGAGUAUGAUGGCGAAAGGCAGCUACCUAUGGGUGGAGUAGUAGGGUCAGGUGCGGCACCCAUUGACGAGACAAACAAGGGACAUCGCAUGCUGGCUAGCUUGGGGUGGAGUCAAGGAGAUUCGAUUGGUGCUACAAACGAAGGAAUCAAGGCACCAGUACAAGCCUUUUUCAGACACAACCGUACUGGUCUUGGACAUUAAAGAUCCCAAUAAAAUAUAAUAUUUAACCUGGGCACUAAACACAAACGUGUAGACUUGUCUAUUUUUUGUAUAGUAUUUAGUAUUAAUGUAAAUCAAAAAUAAUAAAAAAAAAACCUG